CGCACGUGGUGAAUACGCAUGCUCAGGUAUGAUGGUGGAAAAACAUGGCCGAUGAUGAAGAUGACGAUCCGGUCGUGGCAGAGGUGGACGUUUAUCUGGCCCAGACUUUGGCCAACAACCUCUACUUGUUUCAGUAUCCAGUCCGUCCAGCUGAUAUUACUUAUGAUAAUAUCCCUCAUAUUGGAGCAAGAAUCAAACCAGACCAGCAAAAGGUUGAACUCGAGCUGUCAAUAAACACAAGUAGUGAUAACUAUUAUGCACCCAGAGGAGAACAAAUCGCACAUGAUGUGGAUGGCUCUGCUUUGUCAUCUGCCUCUGAAGGAAAAGAAUCAUUUUUUUCCAGUGAUAAGAUGGAUAAGCAAGUGCUUUCUUCAUCAAGAGCUGCAGAGGAUGUGAGUCGAUAUUCUGUGGGCAUUCUCAAAGGAGGUACCUAAGUAGAAAGUAUUUCCUUGCUUAGUUAUGAGGAAAUAGUUAUUGCCGUAGUUGGCAGAUGUAAGAUAUAAUAGAGCUUGAAAAUCAAAAGACUUACUGCAAACACUGGCAUUUAAACUUUGCCUUUUUCCCAAAAUUUUUUUAACAAAUCAGGGUUGCAGGUUCUUUAUGACUGUCUGGAAAAACAUGUUGCAAAUUUGCAUAGAUAUGAACUGCUGGUACUCAUCAGAAAUGUACAAAUCUGUUGUAAACCAACAAGAACUUUAUAAAAAUAUACUAGGAUAGAAAUAUUGUUUUGUCAGUUUGGUAGCUUCUUUAAGAGCCAUAUCUGUUCUUAAGUGCAAGCUUAUGUUCCAAAUCUUCUUCAUUAAGAGACUGUUUUAUUGGUUUAAGGUCACCUAAACUUCUUUGAGCAGCUUUAAACUUUACUAGACAAAGAACCCUGCUGUAUAUUACUCUGAUGAAAUUUAUUGUUCUAAAAGCUACUUGUGUCCCCUUUCUUCUGAACAAAUGCCUGGCUGCUAAGCUACAAGCAACCCAACCAACAAACUUAAGAUUUCCUGUUGUUUUAUGUGAAUUCUGUUGAAAACGGAAUGAGAAAAACGAAAUACUGGUUGAAGAAUACCAGUGUAAGUUCAAAGAUAAGUCUUUGAUGUCUGUUCUAUUACUAACAGCUGAAACUAUGGGUAAGGAUUCAAAGUAUUGAAGUAUUCAUAUGUCCAACAAAGCAACCAAAAUAAAGCAACUUUCUUUAAGACUCCACUUGUGAUAUCUUUUGGUUUGCUUUCAAAAAACUUUUUUUUCCAAAAUUUGAGUUAAAAAAACUCAAGGUGUGGCUUA
Molecule: messenger RNA, 1272 nt
Organism: Pocillopora damicornis (cauliflower coral)
Lineage: Eukaryota; Metazoa; Cnidaria; Anthozoa; Scleractinia; Pocilloporidae
Product: DNA-directed RNA polymerase III subunit RPC5
Biological process (GO): tRNA transcription by RNA polymerase III
Cellular component (GO): RNA polymerase III complex; nucleus
Source: RefSeq, a predicted model, not a curated record